Molecule: messenger RNA, 2724 nt
Organism: Epinephelus moara (kelp grouper)
Lineage: Eukaryota; Metazoa; Chordata; Actinopteri; Perciformes; Serranidae
Product: glutamate receptor 1-like
Exons: 16
Coding region: 202-2619 (805 amino acids)
Biological process (GO): synaptic transmission, glutamatergic; modulation of chemical synaptic transmission
Cellular component (GO): postsynaptic membrane; dendritic spine; plasma membrane
Molecular function (GO): transmitter-gated monoatomic ion channel activity involved in regulation of postsynaptic membrane potential; AMPA glutamate receptor activity
Source: RefSeq, a predicted model, not a curated record
ACAGUCAGAGUCGACGCGGCAGCAGAGCUCAGCGCUCAGCUCUGGAUGUUUGGUGAGAGGGAGGCUCACAGAGACACGGACACAGAGGACCGGAGCGGACUGCCGGUGGAUGUGUGAGUCUGUGCCCGGGCUGCGGUGGAUCUGUGCCGGCCCCGCUGUGAAUGGGAUUACGCCGGUUGUUCCGCGUAUCCCGGAGGAACCAUGCGGCCGCAGAGCUUCUCGGUCCCCUCGGUGCUGCUCCCGCUGCUGCCGCCGCUGCUGCUGCUGCUCGGGCUCUGCAGCGGCACAAGUUUCCCAAGUAACAUCAACAUAGGAGGCCUUUUCCCCACCGGCUCCCAUGAGUACGAGGUGUUUCGCUUCGCCCUGGCGCAGCACCAGGACGUCCCCAAACUGGUGCCACAGGUCGACAUGGUGGACACGGGGAGCAGCUUCGCCAUGACCUACGCCUUCUGCUCCCAGUUCUCCAAAGGCGUGUACGCCAUCAUGGGUCUGUACGACCGGCGGACGGUCAACAUGCUGAUGUCUUUCUGUGGCUCUCUGCACGUCUGCUUCGUCACGCCGUCCUUCCCCGUUCACACCAACAACCAGUUUGUCCUGCAGCUGCGGCCCCAGCUGCAGGAGCCCCUCAUGGCCCUGCUGGAGCACUUCUGCUGGACCAGGUUCGUCUACAUGUACAGCUCCGACUCAGGUCUGACGGUGCUGCAAAGGAUCUUGGACACGGCGGCGGAGCGCAGCUGGCAGGUCACCUCCGUUAACUUGGACACUCUGACAGAAGCCGGCUUCAUCAAGCUGCUCGCCGACCUCGACUACAAGAAGGACUUUCAGAUCAUCAUCGACUGCGAGCUCGAACGACUCAACUCCAUCCUCAACCUGAUUGCUGCUCAGAGGAGGAACUUGAAGAACUACCAUUACAUCCUGGCCAAUCUGGGCUUCAUGGACCUGAACAUGACAGAGUUCCAGAAGCUCGGUCCAAACGUGACGGGCUUCCAGCUUGUGAACCGGUCCGAUCCAGCUGUGGAGAAGAUCAACCAGGACUGGCUGGACUUCGACAGCAAAGACCUCAAACUGGCCCGCAGGAGUCUCAGGUACACAGGAGCUCUGACGUACGACGGCGUCAGCGUCAUGGCGACGGCCUUCCAGAACCUGCGGCGGCAGCGGAUCGACAUCUCUCGCCGUGGCAAUGCAGGGGAGUGUCUGGCGAACCCUCCGGCUCCCUGGGGACAGGGCAUCGACAUACAGAGAGCUCUGCAACAGGUGCGUCUGGAGGGGCUGACGGGUCGCGUCCAGUUUGACGAGCGAGGACAUCGAACCAACUACACUCUGAGUGUGAUGGAGCUGAGACUCACGGGGCCCAGGAAGAUCGGCUACUGGAACGAGAAGAGAGGCUACGUGAACACAGCCGUCUAUAAGCCGGUGCUGGAGGAGUUCUACGGUCUGCUGAACAGAACCUACAUCGUCACCACCAUACUGGAAGCUCCCUACAUGAUGCUGAAGAAGAACCACGAGCAGUUCGAAGGAAAUGAAAGGUACGAAGGUUACUGUGCAGAACUGGCCGCGGAAAUCGCCAAACACGUGGGCUUCGUCUAUCGGCUCGAGCUGGUGGGCGACGGAAAGUACGGAGCCAGAGACAGCGAAACGAAGAUGUGGAACGGCAUGGUGGGAGAACUGGUGUACGGGAAGGCGGACGUGGCGGUCGCUCCGCUCACCAUCACUCUGGUCAGAGAGCAGGUGAUCGACUUCACCAAACCCUUCAUGUCUCUGGGAAUCUCCAUCAUGAUCAAGAAACCCACCAAAUCCAAACCGGGAGUCUUUUCCUUCCUCGACCCGCUCGCCUAUGAGAUCUGGAUGUGCAUCGUCUUCGCCUACAUCGGAGUCAGCGUCGUCCUCUUCCUGGUGAGUCGUUUCAGUCCGUACGAAUGGCACGGUGAAGACUCUGAUGAUGAAGAUGAAACUCUGCCUUCUUCUGGUUCUCGACGAGCUCUGCCGACCUCUUCCUCUGAGCUCACUCACUCUCCAGGGUUUUCUCAGAACCAGAACCAGCAGAAAGAAAAGGAGACUCCAGAACACACCAACGACUUUGGGAUCUUUAACUCGCUCUGGUUCUCACUGGGAGCCUUCAUGCAGCAGGGCUGUGACAUCUCCCCCAGGUCACUCUCAGGUCGAAUCGUGGGAGGAGUUUGGUGGUUUUUCACCCUCAUCAUCAUCUCCUCCUAUACAGCCAACCUGGCAGCCUUCCUCACUGUGGAGAGGAUGGUGUCCCCCAUAGAGAGCGCCGAGGACCUGGCCAAGCAGACCGAGAUCGCCUAUGGUACCCUGGACGGAGGAUCCACUAAAGAGUUCUUCAGGCGGUCAAAGAUUGCAGUUUUUGAGAAGAUGUGGUCGUACAUGCGAAGCGCAGACCCUUCAGUGUUCGUCAAGAACACUAACGAGGGCGUGAUCAGAGUCAGGAAGUCGAAGGGGAAGUAUGCCUACCUCCUGGAGUCGUCCAUGAACGAGUACAUCGAGCAGAGGAAGCCCUGUGACACCAUGAAAGUGGGGGGAAACCUGGACUCUAAAGGUUAUGGAGUGGCCACACCCAAAGGAUCGCCCCUCAGGACAAGACGAGCGCGCUCAGUCUGAGUAAUGUGGCUGGAGUGUUUUACAUCCUGAUCGGAGGGCUGGGGCUCGCCAUGCUGGUCGCUCUGGUCGAGUUCUGCUACAAGUCCCGCAUCGAGUCGAGAAGAA